Messenger RNA from Medicago truncatula (barrel medic), 862 nucleotides. RefSeq names its product 50S ribosomal protein L2, chloroplastic. The transcript has 3 exons. Gene Ontology annotation, cellular component: ribosome; mitochondrial large ribosomal subunit. Gene Ontology annotation, molecular function: transferase activity; structural constituent of ribosome; RNA binding. Bases 140 to 862 code for a protein of 240 amino acids. The record is from RefSeq and is a predicted model, not a curated record. Gene Ontology annotation, biological process: mitochondrial translation. NCBI's taxonomy places the organism in Eukaryota, Viridiplantae, Streptophyta, Magnoliopsida, Fabales, Fabaceae.
CGACUCCCAAUAAAUGGUAGAAGAAUGCGACCUAUUAUGGGACAUAGACCGCAUUACAAACGUAUGAUCAUUACGCUUCAACCGGGUUAUUCUAUUCUACCUCUUAGAAAAGAACUUAAAUAAAAAUACACUUAAUAGCAUGGCGAUACAUUUAUACAAAACUUCUAUCCCGAGCACCCGCACACGAAAUCGUUUGAUUUAUGGACAGCAUCAUUGUGGUAAAGGCCGUAAUGCCAGAGGAAUCAUUACCGCAGGGCAUAGAGGGGGAGGUCAUAAGCGUCUAUACCGUAAAAUUGAUUUUCGACGUAAUGAAAAAGACAUAUAUGGUCGAAUCGUAACUAUCGAAUACGACCCUAAUAGAAAUGCACACAUUUGUCUCAUACACUAUGGGGAUGGUGAGAAAAGAUAUAUUUUACACCCCAGAGGGGCUAUAAUUGGAGAUACCAUUGUUUAUGGUACAGAAGUUCCUAUAAAAAUGGGAAAUGCCCUACCUUUGACCGAUAUGCCCUUAGGCACGGCCAUACAUAACAUAGAAAUAACACUUGGAAAGGGUGGACAAUUAGCUAGAGCGGCUGGUGCUGUAGCGAAACUGAUUGCAAAAGAGGGGAAAUCGGCAACAUUAAAAUUACCUUCUGGAGAGGUCCGUUUGAUAUCAAAAAACUGCUCAGCAACAGUAGGACAAGUAGGGAUCCUGGUGUCAACGGAUCCUCUGAAGGUGGGAGCGGUGGGUUUCCGACUGGGAACAGAUGGUGGAGGGUGGCGACGGCGUGCUUUGUGCCGGCGAAGGUUGGCGACGCCGGAAAACAUCGUUGAUGAUGAGGGAAGAAGAAGCGACAUUCAGAAUGAAGAAGAGAAGAGUUAA